AUGGGAAGCCACAACACGGGUUCAUCAAUGAAAUUGCGAAGAAGUACGAUUUGCAUAGGAGGACAAUCGGAAGGAUAUGGAGACAGAUUCGGGAUCAAAAAAAAUGAAGUUCCAAUUAAUGUCAACAAUAAGAAGACAGGGACCAAAGGAAGGGCAUCAAUCCCCUUUGAUGAAAACAAAUUCAAAUCAAUUGAAAAAGUGAAGAAGACAACUUUAAGAUCACUGUCAAGGGCCAUGGGAGUUAGCCACACCACAGUAUGCAGAUGGAAAAAAAAAGAUGAGCAAACAAGCAACUUCACAUUUAAUGAAAUGUCAAAUGCAGUCCACAUUGAUGAAAAAUUGUUUUAUAUUACAAGGACACAACAAACAUUUUAUCUAACUCAAGAUGAAAUAGAGCCACAUAGAGAAAUCCAAUCUAAAAGAUUUAUCCCCAAGAUCAUGUUUAUGUGUGCCGUUGCAAGACCAAUCUUUUCUAGUGAAGGUGAGAUGAUUUUUGAUGGAAAGAUAGGCAUUUUUCCUUUCACACAUGAAGUGGCAGCACAAAGGAGUUCAAAAUACAGUAAGAGAGGAGAGCCAGAGACCAAACCAAUACAAUCAAUCACUAAAGAUCACACAAGAGACAUGAUUGUGCACAAGAUACUACCAGCAAUUAGAAUUAAAUGGCCACCACAUUUAAGCAAAACAAUUUUCAUUCAACAGGACAAUGCUAAACCACACAUUUUAGAUGAUGAUGAGGUGUUUAGAGAGGUGGCAACACUUGAUGGAUUUAACUUCCACUUAGUGCAACAACCUCCUAACUCACCGGAUAUGAAUGUGCUUGACUUAGGGUUCUUUAGGUCAAUACAAUCUUUAUAG
Amaranthus tricolor (Joseph's coat) is the source of this 855-nucleotide messenger RNA. RefSeq lists its product as uncharacterized. Lineage: Eukaryota; Viridiplantae; Streptophyta; Magnoliopsida; Caryophyllales; Amaranthaceae. The transcript has 2 exons. The record is from RefSeq and is a predicted model, not a curated record. Gene Ontology annotation, molecular function: nucleic acid binding. Bases 1 to 855 code for a protein of 284 amino acids.